Molecule: messenger RNA, 1873 nt
Organism: Phodopus roborovskii (desert hamster)
Lineage: Eukaryota; Metazoa; Chordata; Mammalia; Rodentia; Cricetidae
Gene: Scara5
Product: scavenger receptor class A member 5
Exons: 8
Coding region: 38-1516 (492 amino acids)
Biological process (GO): iron ion transmembrane transport
Cellular component (GO): plasma membrane
Molecular function (GO): ferritin receptor activity
Source: RefSeq, a predicted model, not a curated record
GUCCCCUGUGCUACCGGUGCCUCUACUGCUCGAGGACAUGAUGGACAACAAAGCCAUGUACAUGCACACUGUGAAUGACCGGGACAACAGCUCUAUCUUUGAAGAGCCCUUUGAUGGCAGGAGCCUGUCGAAGCUGAACCUGUGCGAGGAUGGUCCGUGUCACAAGCGGCGGGCGGGUGGCUGCUGUACCCAGCUGGGCUCCCUGUCAGCACUGAAGCAUGCUGUCCUGGGACUCUACCUUCUGGUUUUCCUGAUUCUUGUGGGUAUCUUCAUCUUAGCAGUGUCCAGGCCUCGAAGCUCCCCAGAUGACUUAAAGACUCUGACGCGGAAUGUGAACCAGCUGAAUGAGAGCUUCCGGGACAUGCAGCUGCGGCUGCUGCAGGCUCCGCUGCAGGCAGACAUGACGGAACAAGUGUGGAAGGUUCAAGAUGCGCUGCAGAACCAGACAGACUCGCUGUUGGCUCUGGCAGGCUUGGUGCAGCGGCUGGAGGGUACACUGUGGGGGCUGCACGCACAGGCGGCACAGACAGAGCAGGCAGUGGCUCUGCUGCGUGACCGCACAGGACAACAGAGUGACUCGGCACAGCUGGAACUCUACCAGCUGCAGGUGGAGAGCAAUCGCAGCCAGCUGCUGCUGCAGCAGCACAAGGGCCUGCUGGACGGGCUGGCGCGCAGGGUGGGCGUUCUGAGUGAGGAGCUGGCCGAUGUGGGUGGCGCACUGCGUGGCCUCAACCAAAGCCUGUCCUAUGAUGUGGCCCUACACAGCACACGGCUGCAGGACCUGCAGGUUCUGGUGAGCAAUACCAGCGCGGACACGCGCCGAAUGAGGCUGGUGCACAUGGACAUGGAAAUGCAACUUAAGCAGGAGCUGGCCAUGCUCAAUGUGGUUACCGAGGACUUGCGUCUCAAGGACUGGGAACAUUCCAUUGCCUUGAGGAACAUCACCCUUGCCAAAGGGCCACCAGGACCCAAAGGUGACCAAGGCAAUGAAGGGAAGGAGGGAAAGCCAGGUACUCCUGGAUUCCCGGGACUUCGAGGUCUGCCCGGAGAGAGAGGUACCCCAGGACUGCCUGGUCCCAAGGGUGAUGAUGGGAAACUAGGGGCCACAGGCCCCAUGGGCAUGCGUGGAUUCAAAGGUGAGCGAGGCCCAAAAGGAGAGAAAGGAGAGAGAGGAGAGAUACACGAUGGCGUGGAUUUCACAAUGAUUCGCCUGGUGAAUGGCUCUGGGCCACAUGAGGGCCGAGUGGAAGUGUACCAUGAUCGUCGCUGGGGCACAGUGUGUGAUGAUGGCUGGGACAGGAAGGAUGGGACCGUCGUGUGCCGCAUGCUGGGCUUCCAUGGUGUUGAGGAGGUGUACCGGACAGCUCGCUUUGGGCAAGGCACCGGGCGGAUUUGGAUGGAUGAUGUGAACUGCAAGGGAACUGAGCUUUCCAUCUUCCACUGCCAAUUCGCCAAAUGGGGAGUGACAAACUGUGGGCAUGCUGAGGAUGCUGGAGUGACUUGUACUGCAUUCUGAAAGUAGGCGCAGCCCAAAGCCAGGGCAGUGCCAUGACCACAUUCCUGUGUCUCUGGGGUAGGAGGAUUGCUUGGAGCUACCUAACCAUGGCUCAUGACCAGUCCAACACCACCCCCAACCCUGCUGCCAAUUGACCCUACUCUGGAUGCAAGGUGACCUGCUGUCACUCUCCUUCCAGACAACUCCAAAGUGCUCAGUGGGACCUACGUUCUGUCUUUCCUUUCCACCAGCUGAACCACCUGUAUGCUCAACUAUCUGAAGACUCUCCACAAGGCCUACACAUCUAUGUUACAGGCAGUCUCUUGGUUACAGCUGGAUGCUGAUAUGAUGUCAUAGGCAAGAGCAGCUAUGGAGGUG